AUGAGGCUCUCGUCCCGUAAAAUUCUUCGAUUACCGAAAUGUCUUCCUUGUCGUCGGGCUAUGCACACUGUUCCACCCUUGCGUAAUAGCAGUAGGGGUGGGGGUAGCGGUACCACCAGCGACCGCAGUGCGAACAGGCAGAUCGCCAAGAUGGAGAAAUUGGAGGAUCUCGUGUUCGCUCAGGCAGCUUACAUUUCGUCUACGGCUAGGAGCUCGGAUACGGAAGCAUUGAACGAGAGGAUGGAAAAGUUGGAGGGGGUGCAGGCUGCCCAGGAGGCUGAGAUCAAGGAGGCUAAGAAACGGAGUGCUGGGGUGGAGGCAAUUGUGAAGAGGAUCAAGGAAAUGGAGAACAAGAUUCUGUCUCAAAAUGCGCAGAUCGGGAGGGAGGGUAAUCGAGUUGGCGAUCUGGAGUUGAAGGUCACUUUGGUUGAGCAGAGGCAGAACAGCAACAAUGCGAAGAUUGGUAGCAUCGAGAAGUCGAUCACGACCAUGGUCACGGCAAAGGCGGCGGAUAAGUACAUGUCUACAACGAAACAAGAGAUUGCGACACUAUUCAACCGAAUUGAGGCUCUGGAGGCGUUGGGAUACACGGCUCAGGGUGGAGGGGGGAUGGCAAGGCCGGAUAGUCCAACGGUCCUCACCCCUGCUGCCAAAUCCGGAAAGCCAUCCCCACUGGAUAUCCGCCUCGAAAAACUUUUCAUAGACCUCAAACACCACCCCCGCCGGUUCGUGCCACCUUCACCGCAGAGCACGCCACUCAGUGAAUUCUCCUUCGCACCAAAUUCCGCCCCGGUACCCUCCCAACGGCUAAUUCGCAAUGGAGAUCCCAAGCAAGUACUCCUCUUCAUAGAUGGGUCCUGCAUGGGGGCUGGAAGCCCAGAUUCGCGUCCUGGCUACGGUGUAUACUUCCGUCGGGAGGACAACGUCUACGGCAGGCUGGAGGAGUACGAUGGGGACGACAGCGCAUCGGGAGUAGCGGAACUCUGGGCCGCCGUCAUUGCACUUCAAUUGAGGCCGUGGCGCGAGGAAGGUUUUGACCGAGUUGUCCUGGCCUGCGAUGCAGAAUACGUGGUCAUGGGCGUGUGCGAGUUGGCCGAGAAGUGGGCGGCGAAGGAUUGGAAAGCCGGGGGGAAAGCUAUCUCCGGAAGGGAAGCCUGGGAGAAGUUGCUAUUUGAAUUGGCUGUGCAAGAGGCUAGGGGGGUUCGUGUACAGUUUUGGUUGAUCCCUAGGAAGCUCAAUUUGGCGGACCCGGUGGCUAGAAAGGGCGCUGUAAGUUAUAUUCAUUUUUUUAACCCUCUCCCUCAAACUAUUUGUCAUGUGAGAAACCUAAUUGGAGUGCUGGGACCUAGGGAUUUGAUAUGGCGGAGAUUAGAUCUCGAAAUGAGCUACUACUGCGGGCACCGCUCCCUGCGCUUCCGCCAGAACGAGGUCGAGUGGUGCCCGAUUUUCGGGGGAAGCGGACGGCUCCACCGGGGGAGCCUGAGCCUCGAGAAAGACAACUGGUGGACGGACGACGGGAGUUGCUUCGAGGGCUGUUUGGAUCGAUGUUUGGUUUUCUGAGACGUAAGCCACUAACCACCGGGUAUUAAACUCUACACGCCUUUCAAGUUCAAACUCUCCUAUGCUCUCCAUUAUAUACAACCUUACCCUAAUCAUUUCUAUUUUCUAUGCAGCCCAUCAUCCAAUAAAGCACCAAUAAAUUCGAAUCCGGCUCCCGAACAGAAGGCAAUCAAAGGAUCACCAAAAAAACUAGAAAAUGAAAAAACCGAAAAAAAAGAUAGAAUCGCUUCUCUUUCUGUAAUUCCACUGUUUCCUCCACGUGAAUGGCCGCGAGGCCUUAGUCACAGCCAACUCGAUUACAUCCAGAGCCACAAUUCACAAGUAUCUCAGGUGCCCCUCUCAGACCCGAGCGUUCCCAUCGACGAGCGGCGACUAGCGUACCAUCGAUCCCUCCUUUUAAACCCCCACCUCGAUCUAGAAGCACUGGAGCCGCACGCGGUCACCGACGUCGACUUUGCGACUCUCCGCAAGGAUUACCACAUCAGCCGGCUGAUACGAGCCACCUUCGAGGAUCCAUUCCCGAAGAAGGAACACAAACACAUUAGAGCCGAUCUGGAGCGCAUCACCAGCCUCUCCACGGGGCUGAUAGGCGCUAAUCCUGGAUCCGUCGACGUCAUCAGAGCGAACAAGAGGAGGAUUGAAGAUGCAGCCGCCCUAGCAGCAGUUAAUAUCAAGAGGGCAAGGAAGCUGGAUACUUCAUGCCGUGACCAGGCUCUUUCCUUGAAGAGGCGGGUGGCUGGCUUGUCGAGUUCAACUGUGAGCGUGGCUUUCCGAAGGAUGAUUUGGGAAUCCACGGUUGUCAAGAUCGAAGCUACGGUUAGGGAAUUGGCAGCUGAUGUGCAAAGGGCGGCUGGCAUGAUUGCCGUGCUUGACCGGAUGGAUCGCGAUCACGAGGCUUGGGAGAAGAGGGCUAGUGAGAGGGGGGAGUCAAAUGAGGGCGCUAAACAGGUUAGCCUGUGAUUGAAAUUCGCUACUUGUGGCCUUAUAUAUAUUGUAUGCGGUGGCGGCGAUGGUGGUGGGGUACUAAUGGGGGGCGGGUUAUCUUCCUCUGCCCUAUUUUGCUGUUGUUGGUGUAUAUCAUUUGUAUAGUACGAUACGUGAGCUUGUAGAUAGGCACUUGGGAGUGUAUAGACUUUGGAAACAUCGCUACUCUUGUAUUACGGCGUUAACUCACUCGGCAUAGUAUGGAAUUCUCACUCUGCAGGUGUUCUGGACAGGAUUUGUGGGUUUAAUUUUCGUUUAUCACGUCCUAAAGUGUCUUUCUCUCCUAGAUUAGAAGCCGGUGCAAUACUAGAGCAUGCGUUUUGC
This is a messenger RNA of Tuber aestivum (summer truffle), 2868 nucleotides long. The record is from the annotation of a GenBank genome assembly. NCBI's taxonomy places the organism in Eukaryota, Fungi, Ascomycota, Pezizomycetes, Pezizales, Tuberaceae.